This is a messenger RNA of Arachis ipaensis, 1293 nucleotides long. The record is from RefSeq and is a predicted model, not a curated record. Lineage: Eukaryota; Viridiplantae; Streptophyta; Magnoliopsida; Fabales; Fabaceae.
CUACUACCAAUAUCUAUCUAUGGCAACUAACUAAUCGACUUGACAAAAAAAAAAAUGGAGUUACCGGAGGGAUGCAUCGCGAACAUUAUUGCUCGCACCACGCCCAAAGACGCAUGCAGGCUCUGCGCCGUUUCCAAGCUCUUCAAAUCCGCCGCUGAUUCUGACUAUGUCUGGGGUCGUUUCCUCCCUUCCGAUGUCGUUUCCCUCGUUUCCCACUCUCAUUCUCACUCUUCCUUGAUCUCACUCUCUACUUCCAAUAAAUCCCUCUAUCUCGCCCUCUCCGAUCGCCCAACCGUCAUCGACAAGGGCAAAAUGAGCUUUCAAUUGGACAAAAAGAGUGGGAAAAAGUGCUACAUGCUAGCUGCUAGAGCUCUGACCAUUGUUUGGGGUGACACUCCUCGAUACUGGGAAUGGAUACCCUUGGAAGAGUCCAGCCUCCAUACUCUGUACACUAUUGUUUCCCGACUUUGGGCUUCGACAGCAUUGACCUCCAUCCUCUCUCUGGCGGCGCUGUUCGUCUUCUCCUUGGCGGCAUCACAGUUAAGGAGAAGGUCCCUUUGCCUCACCCUUCGGUCAGCAUCAACAGCGGUAGCGGCGACUACCGUAAUGAUGGAGACGCUCUCCUCCUUCGUCGCGUCCUCCCCUCCCCCCUUCUCUCAUUUCGUUCUUCCUCUCUCUAGUAGCGGCAGCAACUACAUAUCUACAGCGGAAGCAACCACAGAUCUCACUAUAGGUUCUCAGAAGUUGCUCGACUGGAACAUGUGUGGUGGCUUGAGAUUCGCGGGGUGUUGAGUACCCUUGUCCUAACCCCAAAUACUCACUAUGCAGCUUAUCUUGUGUUUAGCAUGGAGGAAGACAGAAUUGGAUUUCAACACUGUCCUGUGGAGUUAUCAAUAGGCAUGCUAGGUGGUGAGGCUAGCACCAAGAAUGUGAUUCUUGAUCCAGAAUCAGACGGGGUACGGCAGCUUCCAAAUCUAAGAGGUAAUCCCUGGUUGGAGAUUGAGUUUGGGGUGUUUUUCGUUUCGAGCACAGAAGAUGAACAAGUUCAAAUGAGUGUGGUGGAAACUGAGGCUGGUGUCCUAAAGAGUGGUCUCAUCAUUGAAGGAAUUGAAUUUAGGCCAAAGGAAGAUAAUUAAUUAAGAAGCCAAGCCAUGGUUGAUUUGCACCAACAUAACUGCAAACUCUUUCUGAAGAUUUUAAUGGCAUUAGUUAGUUUUUGUUAUUCUCAUUACUAAUAUUGAGGAAGGCUAGGCGAACAAUUUUAAAAUUUGGUUUAAUUACUCUGUUAGUCUC